AUGGAAUGGGCACGACACGUUCUCCCUCAAGACACUUUCAUGUCCCAAAGCCUGGAAGAAUUGGGUCUGGGCACCUAUGUCCCACAUGUUCGGGCCAUUUCGAAAGAAACACUGAUUAUCGACGCCUUGAGAUUGUUCCUUCAGCACCGGGUCUCUUGUUUACCGGUCAUCGAUUCGGAAAAUCGCCUAAUUGAGCUAUAUGCCAAAUUUGAUGUGUUCAAUUUGGCCGUCACAAGGACCUAUCACAAUUUGGACGAGAGCAUUUACAAUGCCUUGGCUUUUCACCGUGCAAACAGACAGCGAUAUCCGAAACCUAUGACUUGUCUAAAGACAGACACCCUGAGCUCCGUCAUUGAACGGGUGGUCAAUUCUGGAAUUCAUCGACUGGUGAUUGUGGAUCCGCAUAAUCAUCUCCAGGGCAUCAUCUCCUUGUCCGAUAUUCUCACAUUCGUUGUGCAUCAGAAACCGGAGACCGACAGAGCCUCCGAGGCCUACUUACGCGUACCACCUCGCUCGUGA
This is a messenger RNA of Echinostoma caproni, 519 nucleotides long. NCBI's taxonomy places the organism in Eukaryota, Metazoa, Platyhelminthes, Trematoda, Plagiorchiida, Echinostomatidae. The record is from the annotation of a GenBank genome assembly.